AUGAAUCCCAACGAGAUAUCUAUGAAGCAAGAGCCUGUUGGAUUGGGGAUGUGGUCAACAACAACACCACCAAACCCAACUACGAGACCUCGACCCGCAACCAUACAUGAGACUGGGUUCUCAUAUGGUAUGUCAGGGCAAAACAACUAUUCUUUACCCGCGUGGGAUUCUUCGACGAUGCCAAUGCAACCAAUGCACGACGGAUUGCCGCAAAACUAUGCAGUUCAGCACGAUUACUAUUCACCAUUAUCAGGAGGGGAACGUGAAUCACAUCAGAACCAUGCUAUUUCCGUUAGCGGUAAAGCUUUUUCUGACUUUGAUUUCACAGAUCAUUGGAGCACGAAAUCUUGUGACGAUGUAGUGGAAAUGCAAGCUCUCGAUACAGAUAUGCAUAUGGGCCAGGCUUAUACCACCGACGAGGCUGUACCAAUUUUGGAUUUGAGAUGUGGACCUGGAAUGGGUUCCGAUCCAUCUAAUAUGGAUCAUCCGUGGAGUUCGCGGAGGAUGUCUGGUUCAUCAUUCACCACCUUCUUUUACUUCAGACUAUCCACCUACGUCAAAUCGGAAUUCAUUAAUGUCAUCAACGCAAUUAUCACCCGUAGCGUCUCCUAG
Messenger RNA from Sclerotinia sclerotiorum 1980 UF-70, 612 nucleotides. RefSeq lists its product as hypothetical. The transcript is spliced from 2 exons. The record is from RefSeq and is a predicted model, not a curated record. Lineage: Eukaryota; Fungi; Ascomycota; Leotiomycetes; Helotiales; Sclerotiniaceae. Bases 1 to 612 code for a protein of 203 amino acids.